AUGUUCAGCCCAGCUACCAUUGCGGCCCUCGCGCCCUUCAUCCUGGGCCUUGCCCAGGCAUCAGCCGUUGAAGUACCUCGUGAGCUGCCUCACGAUGUCACCCUCAACCCUGCCAGUCCCGCCCUGGUCAUUGGCGGUGGCUAUGACUGCUAUCCCUACAACGACAGUGAUUGUUACAAGAAGUACUGGGACCAGUACAAGAAGUGUCACCCGUACGACAAGCCUUGCUACAAGGACUGCCAUGACUACGAUGACUACAAUGAUCACUGCAAAAACUACGACAAGAGCUACGGCAAGUGCUACGAUAGGUGCUACUACGACUACGACGGUUGCGACAAGUACAAGGACUGCCACAAGAAUGACGACUCGUGCUACAAAAAGAAGAAGGAGGAAGGCUACUGCCAGCCGGAUGACACCAAGUGCCGGGACCGACACCCGUAUCCUCACGACUUCUGCAAACCUUGGGACUGGGACUGCCACAAGGCGAAGCAUGAAGACAAAGACUACGAAUGCCAUCCCCGCAAGGACAAGAACUGCUACCCAGACUAUCCUGACUACCCUGACUAUGAUGAUGAUAAUCAUGGGGUGGAUCCUCACCAUCCCAAGGGCUACGUCAAGGUUGUCUACCACGGCCCUAAGGGGCACUACGAGCAGCAAGUCUGGCCUGAUGGCGAUGAGGCUUGGACUAAUCAUGACCAAUUUGUCGUGGAUCACAUCAAGUACUACCUCGAAAAGGAGGACAAGAACGUCCGCUGCCUUCCCAUGAAGUCCUGGUUCCCUUGGAUUCCGCUUCCGAUUGAGAAGUACCAGGAGAAGGAGGAAGAGUACGGAAAGAAGGUUCGCAUCAUCAAGCUGAAGGAGCCUAUGCCGGUGGAGGUGAUCCGCUGUGAUUUCCCCUAG
This is a messenger RNA of Cryphonectria parasitica EP155, 900 nucleotides long. RefSeq lists its product as uncharacterized. The coding region runs from base 1 to 900 and encodes 299 amino acids. NCBI's taxonomy places the organism in Eukaryota, Fungi, Ascomycota, Sordariomycetes, Diaporthales, Cryphonectriaceae. The transcript has 3 exons. The record is from RefSeq and is a predicted model, not a curated record.